Messenger RNA from Nasonia vitripennis (jewel wasp), 3076 nucleotides. RefSeq names its product DNA replication licensing factor Mcm3 (gene Mcm3). The transcript is spliced from 11 exons. The record is from RefSeq and is a predicted model, not a curated record. NCBI's taxonomy places the organism in Eukaryota, Metazoa, Arthropoda, Insecta, Hymenoptera, Pteromalidae. Gene Ontology annotation, molecular function: single-stranded DNA binding; single-stranded DNA helicase activity; ATP binding. Bases 485 to 2935 code for a protein of 816 amino acids. Gene Ontology annotation, cellular component: MCM complex; nucleus. Gene Ontology annotation, biological process: DNA strand elongation involved in DNA replication; double-strand break repair via break-induced replication; mitotic DNA replication initiation.
GCGGAUUUUAGCCACACUGUGCUAUGAACAUCUUUAACACUGCGAUAAGCGAUUUCCAAAGUCCAAACGCAUAUAUGAUGUGAAAUAGUUGGGAAAUUGUAGUUUGUAGUGCAACUAAUCGACGAGAUGGGGCGACACUGCGGGAGGAUUGAGGCAGGUUGCCAAUGGCGGCAAUGUUGGGAGAGUGCGGUCUUGUUGUGUUAUGGGUUCAUGUCGUUAUGGCCAGAUUUUCCCGCGCUUGCGGCUAUACACCGACGCUUUUGCCAAAAGUCUUUGAUAUAUUUACAAUGUUUGAUCAGCGAUAGCUGUUAGAUAAUUUUAUUUUUGUUAAAGAAAACGCUGAAAUACGCAAACUUUGAUCAAACUUACAGAACUUAGUAAAUCCACUUUAGUAGAAACUAAAAUAAGAAAGUUUUGUAGUCUGUUGAUUCUUUGACUGUAGUUACAUUCUUUGAAGGAUCUCGUAUUAUCAAAACCUAUAACAAUGGAUAAUUUUGAGGAGGAUCAGAGAUCCAAAGACUUGGAGAAUCAAUACAGCAACUUCUUGGAUGAUGAGCAAGACCAAGGAACGUAUACAGGUUUAGUGAAAAAUAUGAUAGAGGAAAAGAAGUAUAGAUUAAUUGUAAAUAUUAAUGAUCUUCGAAAGAAAAAUCCUGAACGAGCUGCUAGUUUACUAAACUCAUCCUUUGAAGAGCUGAUACCCUUUCAAAAAGCGUUAAAGAAUUGUGUGAGUGUUAUCGACACAGAAUAUGCCAAAGGAAAUACUGAAUUUUUUGUCGGCUUUGAAGGCAGUUUUGGUAAUAAGCAUACAACUCCAAGAACAUUAACUUCUAAAUAUUUAGGAAACAUGGUAUGCGUGGAAGGAAUUGUUGUCAAAUGUUCUCUGGUCAGACCAAAAGUAGUUAGAAGUGUUCAUUAUUGCAGUGUUACAGAAAGCAUUGUUGAGAGAGCAUAUAGUGAUUUGACAUCUUUCGAGGCAUUUCCAGCAUCUGCUGUGUAUCCUACACAGGACGAAGACGGAAAUCCUCUGGAAACUGAAUACGGUAUUUCUACAUACAAAGAUCAUCAAACACUUACUAUUCAAGAAAUGCCUGAAAAAGCUCCAGCUGGUCAAUUACCAAGAAGUGUUGACGUAGUAUGUGAUGAUGAUUUAGUAGACCUAUGUAAACCAGGAGACAGAAUACAAGUUGUAGGAAAUUACCGCUGCCUUCCAGCUAAAAAGAAUGGAUAUACCUCAGGUGCCUUUAGAACUGUUUUGAUAGCUAAUAAUAUUUCACAACUGUCAAAAGAAGCAGAAUUACAUAUUUCUCACGAUGACGUGACAUUGUGUAAAAAUCUUUCUAAAAGCAAAGCACAAAAAAAUAUUUUUGAACUGCUGAGUAAAUCUCUAGCCCCGUCGAUUCACGGCCAUGAAUAUGUUAAAAAAGCAAUUUUGUGUCUGUUACUGGGUGGUACUGAAAAAAUAUUAGCCAAUGGCACCAGACUUAGAGGAGAUAUAAAUGUACUUUUGAUUGGAGAUCCGUCAGUGGCAAAGUCCCAGCUACUGCGAUACGUACUGAGCAUUGCACCUCGCGCAAUCACGACCACUGGUCGAGGAUCAUCUGGUGUUGGUCUGACGGCUGCCGUGACAUCCGACACAGAAACUGGUGAGCGCAGAUUAGAAGCCGGUGCUAUGGUCUUGGCUGAUCGAGGUGUCAUCUGCAUCGACGAGUUUGAUAAAAUGUCGGAUAUCGACAGAACAGCCAUUCACGAAGUUAUGGAACAAGGCCGAGUAACCAUUGCCAAAGCAGGAAUUCACGCAAGCUUAAACGCCAGAUGCUCGGUAUUGGCAGCUGCGAAUCCCGUGUACGGACGCUACGAUCAAUAUAAAUCUCCUAUGGAAAACAUUGGGUUACAAGAUUCGCUGCUUUCUCGAUUCGAUUUGUUAUUUGUUAUGCUUGAUACAAUAGAUGCGGAUGUCGAUCAUAUCAUCAGCGAUUUUGUCGUUCGCAUGCAUAGAUAUCGUAAUCCUGCAGAGCAAGAAGGCGAAGCACUGCCGUUUAAUGUUGGACUGGAAUAUCUUAGUACUAAAAAUCCUGAUGCAGAAGAUUUACAAGAAGAAGAAACUCAAGUUUAUGAAACGUACGAUCCACUCUUGCAUGGAAAGUCCCGCAAGAAAAGCGAUCAAAUUUUGACGGUCAAGUUCAUGAGAAAAUACAUACAUAUUGCUCGCUGCAUGAAACCAAAGCUUACGGAAGAAGCUUGUCAGUGCAUUACAGAAGAGUAUUCUCGACUUAGAUCAGAGGAAGGAGUGGAGGACAACGUUGCAAGGACUCAACCAAUAACUCCUCGAACGUUGGAAACAAUGAUUCGGUUAUCAACCGCUCACGCUAAAGCUCGUUUAUCCAAAAACGUAACCAAGGAAGAUGCACGAGCUGCUAUCGCAUUGGUGCAAUACGCAUACUUCAAGAAAGUUUUGGAUAAAGAUAAGAAGAGGCGUAGGAAAGACAGCGAAGCUGACAGUGAUAUAGAAGAUGAAGUCGAAGAAGCACACAGAAAGCCCAAGCGUACGAAAAAACAAAAUCCUCCACCUGGAGAACCCGGUCACGAUCCUUACGCUUACGAUGAGGAUGAUGAUGAUUAUUCUCACGUAGACCAAGUAGUUGAGCAGGCAAUGCGUGAUCAAACUAAACCUUUACCAAAAGGUACGCAAGACGCUGUUACUAAAGUUGCGUCACAAGAAAUCGACAGUCAGAGGAUGCAAGAAUUCACUAAAUUACUGUUAAAAAUGUUCCAAGAGAAAAGAACGGAUAAUUUGACAUUGAACGAUGUUCAUGAACAUGCCAAUUCGAAAAUGUCAUCUCCGUUCUCUGAAGAUGAAAUCAAAGCAGCCCUCCAUAAAAUGUCAGAUGAGAACAAAAUUAUGGUCGCUGAUGAUAAUAUAAUUUUAAUUUAAUGUUGGUAUAUAUUUUAUUCAUUUGAAUUAAUUUUAUUAACUUUUUAUCUUUUGUAAUUAUGUAAUUCGUGUUUAUUGCGCGAAAGACAAUCAAGUAUUGAUUUCUUCAAAAUAAAAUAGGUAUCGACAUUUUUUAAAUAA